Messenger RNA from Drosophila virilis, 1498 nucleotides. Its product is annotated as cytohesin-1-like. NCBI's taxonomy places the organism in Eukaryota, Metazoa, Arthropoda, Insecta, Diptera, Drosophilidae. The record is from RefSeq and is a predicted model, not a curated record.
UGCAGAGUUAGUGGAAUGUUCCAAAACCCCAUCGCAGUGUGCAGAUACAAAUCGUGGAAGCGACGCUGGUUUAUACUGAACGACAAUUGCCUGUAUUAUUUCGAAUAUACCACAGAUAAGGAGCCGCGCGGCAUAAUACCGCUGGAGAAUAUUUCGGUGCGCGAGAUACAGGAUCGCAGCAAGCCGCAUUGCUUUGAGCUGUUUGCCACCGGCGGCGCCGAUAUCAUCAAGGCAUGCAAGACUGAUUCCGAGGGCAAGGUGGUGGAGGGCAAGCACACGGUGUAUCGAAUGUCUGCCGCAACGGAGGAGGAUCAACAGGAAUGGAUCAAGCGCCUGACGCAGUCCAUCAGCCAUAAUCCGUUCUAUGAUAUUCUGGUACAAAGGAAAAAGAAGGCGCUCAGCAAGAGUUAGUAUUAGAUCGGCGCUAGACGGGCCUGCCCCCGAUGGGCGUCACUCUUGUAUUGGAUCUCAGUGGAAUAUUGCUGCGUGCGUUCGCGUCUAUGUGUUUGUGUGUGGCUUUGCCUACAAUAAUCUCGCUCUUUGCGUAUAGUACGUGUGCGUCUUAGUGUGUGUGUGUGUGUGCUUGUGUAUGUAUAUGUAUGUGUGCUAUUAAACUCCAAAUGUUGUACUAUGCCCAACGUUUUGUAUAUAAGUAUCGUAUAUAUAUAUUUAAUUCAAUUUGUAGUCCGAUACGUUUGCCUUUGUUAUUUGAUCUAGACUCGAAAGAGACACACACAAGCCCAACUCGCACAAACACACACACUCUCAUUCACACACCCAUCUUUGUCUCUAUUGUUGUGAUAUAACUUAUUUACAUUAAGCAAAAUUUAAAAAAAAAAGGAAGCAAAUAUAAAAUGUUUAAUCGAAUGAAAUACAAUUUUCAAUUAGUGCAAAUUAUGUUAUAAUAAGUCUACGAAUAUGUCUUCAAAUUAGCAUUAGUAUCUGCGAGUUGCCCUCACAUACCACCCGUAUAAUUUACUAGCUUUAGUGCUAUGAAACAUAUCCCAGCCGCCUGCUAAAAAAUAAUUUUGCUUGGCAAUUAUUAUAAACUAUUAUCAAAAAGAAAAAAUCAAAGGCCUUUUAAAAACUUUAUUUCAAACAACGAAGAAAAAAUUUUAAAAAUUGUUGAAAAAAAACGGUGUAAAAGACUAGAAAAUUAACAUGGACAAUACAAACAUGCAUUUCACUUAUUGAAAUAUGCCAGCUAAUAGGUUAUAUCGAUAGAGUUUAAGCUCAGUUCCAAUGUGUCAUUAGGUAAUGCUGAACUACAAAUAGUGCAAGUAAACCAAAAAUAAUAAGAACAAGCCGGUGCCAAGAGGCCAACGACUGAGUAGAGUUUCGUUCUUUGUUGUAACAUAUUUCGAAAUGUUUUGUAUUGUAUUGUGUUUUGUUAAUUUGAUUAGUUAGAAACGAACCAACCACAAAGUGUUCCUGCCAAAAAUGAGAAGAUCAAACUUUUAAUUGUAAUCAAUUAAAGAUGCAACUGUUUAUAAAAUAA